CGUGACAUUCAGUGCUCACUGCUCAGCUAAGAAAGGGAAAAGCAAAGCCCUCAAACCCAAAACCAAAACCAAAACCCUAUCUUCUUCAACGGUUCCACCGCCGCCGUCCGUGGUUGUCGGCGCCUCCGAGGAUUCCCUCUUCGCCCUGUCCCAAACCCAAACCCUCGGCUCGACGUCCAUCCUCCCGUGGCUUCUGUGUUCGAGCUGCUCUCCGUCGUUUAAAAAAGGCGCUCGCUAUCGUCUCGACGCUCUCCGUCACCCUCCACAGCUGUCGAAGCAUGGCAGUUAGAUUACCUCCAGAAACGGUGCCAAGAAUUGGGAAUCCGCAAUAUUAUUUUUUAUUUAGGAUUUAGGAUUCAAUCAAGAAUUGGCUUUGGUAUUAUUUAAGAGGAGAUUGCUGUUUUUGGCACCUGUAUCACUAAAAAGUAUUUAAAAAACAAUCGUGUAUAUGAAGCUGAAAGUGAGUGACAUAUUGUUUUCCUGGGUAAUUCAGUUUGCUGCAUUGCAUUACUAAGUAUGUUUUUUCUAAUGAAUAAGAAAAAGACUUGAAUCGAACAGGUUCUCCUCUUGUGAAUAGGUUUUGCACUUGACUAUGGAAUAGGUAACUGUUAUUGUUGAAAUUAUUGCUUAAAAUGGAUUUGUUAUGCUGCUGCUGCUAUAAAUUAAUUUCUUUCUAGCACUUGACCUCUUGUUAGGAAGUUUCACAUGCCACAUACUUAAUUUUGUGUUGCAUGUAUUGCAAAGGAUACCAUGAAGGUAGGCAGGUUAGCAAAGGAAUUAGCAGCCAAUGUAAAUAUUAAACGCAAAUCCAAAGGACUGCUUCCUCGUGUAACAAUUAAGUGUCAAUUUUAGUUGUGUCAUUCCUUUAAUAAUUAUUUAGCAAAAGAAUUUCUCUUAUUGCUCAAAAGAACUCCUUUUCUUAGCUAAUAUCUAUACAUGGAAAACAUAAUUUAAAUAGUAAUUUUGUACUUUCUCUGUUGCAGCAUUCUUAUAACUCCUAAAUGAUAUAAAUAUAGUGAAACACAUUGUUUGAGUGAAAGUUUGGAUCAAUAAAUUGCAUAACCAAAAUAAUGUAUCUGAUUGCUGUGUAUAAUCUUUAGGCUAUUUCUUGUGUUUUUCAUUUACAAAAAUAAGUUUAUUUUUCUUUUUAAGUUUUACACUAGUUCUCACUCUUUAGUACUUGUUUCAAAUGAAUAUAACUAAGUUGAAGUGAAUUAUUCAUGUCAUUGUAUAAAGGUUCGAGCUGGAAUAGUUGGAUACCCUAAUGUUGGAAAGUCAUCAUUGAUAAACCGUUUACUAAAGUGAAGAAUGUGCCCUGCAGCCCCAGACCAGGAGUUAUCCUAAUUGUUCAUGAACUUGUAUUCUGGUAAAGUUGAAACUAAUGGCUUCUAAUGUUGAGUAUUUAACAAGUUUUUGCAAAUUUUGAUGAUUGAUGACAAAUUUUCAUGUUGGAAUUUAAUAUUUAGAUAUUUCUUUUUACUAUUUAACUUUUGAGUUUGUAUUUUGAUAAGAUCAUAUAGUUUUGGUUGAUGGCAUUUCAUGCAGUGUUUUAAAUUUGGAAGAUAUUUUAAGAUUUAUAUUAGAUUAUAAUUAUAUUUUAGGAUGUUUAUUUAUAAUUUAUUUAUUAUUUUAUUUUAAACGGUUUUUCUGGUUGAACCACUGUUGGACCGGUUGGACCAGUAAACCAGUGAACCAGUGAAUAGAGGUUGUUCCUGCUAGAAGCAACGCAUAAAAGAAUCACUGGACUUCCGAUGAGACUUGGUGCUGCGGCACUUUGCAAAUGAUGAUGUCUUGAUUCUCCUAGCCGUGGCCCAUUUUCUACUGAUCCCUCGCUAUUCCAAUGAACCCAACCAAGAAGUUAACAUUUUCCCACAUUUUUCAAAGAUGUUCCUCUCUCAGAGCCCUCAAUCCUGGAAAGCAAGCCCAUGCCCAAAUGAUAGUAACUGCUUUUGUGCCUAGCAUCUAUGUUACCAAUUGUUUGCUUCAAUUCUACUGUAAAUGUUCCAAUAUGGCCUAUGCAUUCAAUGUGUUUGACAGAAUGCCACAAAGGGAUAUAAUCUCAUGGAACACCAUGUUGUUUGGCUAUGCUGGAGUUGGGAACGUGGGGUUUGCACAGUACUUGUUUGAUUCAAUGCCAGAGAGAGAUGUGGUUUCUUGGAACUCUAUGCUUUCGUGCUAUUUACAAAAUGGCACUAAUCGAAAGACAAUUGAUAUUUUUAUUAGGAUGAGAUCACUGAGAAUUCCACAUGACUAUGCUACCUUUGCUGUAGUUCUGAAAGCAUGUUUAGGUAUUGGAGACUAUUGCUUAGGUCUUCAAGUGCACUGUGUUGCAAUUCGCAUGGGUUUUGAUAACGAUGUUGUAACAGCUAGUGCUCUAGUAGAUAUGUAUUCAAAGUGUAAGAAGCUAGACAAUGCUCUUCAAGUUUUCUAUGAAAUGCCCGAAAGAAAUUUGGUAUGCUGGAGUGCUGUAAUUGCAGCCUGUGUUCAGAAUGAUCAGUUUAUUGAGGGUUUAAAACUGUUUAAGGAUACACUGAAAGCUGGUAUAGGGGUGAGUCAAUCAACCUAUGCUAGUGCAUUUAGGUCUUGUGCAGGAUUAGCUGCAUUCAAACUAGGUACACAAUUGCACGGUCAUGCUUUAAAAUUUAAUUUUGGAUAUGAUAUUAUAGUGGGAACUGCCACCUUGGACAUGUAUUCAAAAUGCAACAGAAUGUCUGAUGCACGAAAGCUUUUCAACUCAUUGCCCAAUCCUACUCGGCAAUCUUAUAAUGCCAUUAUUGUUGGAUAUGCUCGUCAAGACCAAGGUCUUAAAGCUUUAGAAAAUUUUCAAUCUUUACAGAGGUCACAUCUUGGCUUGGAUGAGAUUAGUCUGUCUGGUGCUUUGACUGCUUGUGCAGCAAUCAAAGGCCGGUUGGAAGGGAUUCAGCUACAUGGAUUAGCAGUCAAAUGUGGUUUAACGUUUGAUAUCUGUGUUGCAAAUGCCAUUUUAGACAUGUAUGGUAAGUGUGGAGGUCUGCUGGAAGCUUGUGUAAUAUUUGAUGAGAUGGAAAGAAGGGAUGCUGUCUCUUGGAAUGCAAUCAUUGCAGCUCAUGAACAAAAUGAGGAAAUAGAGAAAACACUUUCACUCUUUGUUUCAAUGCUGCGGUCAACAAUGGAACCAGAUGAUUUUACUUAUGGUAGUGUUGUAAAGACGUGUGCUGGUCAGCAAGCUUUAAACUAUGGUAUGGAGAUUCAUGGACAAAUUAUUAAGUCCGGGUUGGGGUUAGACAGUUUUGUUGGCAGUUCCCUUGUUGAUAUGUAUUGUAAGUGUGGAAUGCUAGAGGAGGCUGAAAAGAUUCAUUACAGAUUGGAGGGGCAAACAACAGCUUCGUGGAAUUCAAUGCUUUCAGGAUUCUCAUCGCAAAAGCAAAGUGAAAAUGCUCAGAAGCAUUUUUCACAGAUGCUGGAAAUGGGUGUCAUACCUGACAACUUCACCUAUGCUACAGUUCUAGAUAUUUGUGCUAAUUUGGCUACUGUUGAACUUGGAAAGCAAAUUCAUGCUCAAAUCUUAAAGCUACAGUUGCAUUCAGAUGUGUAUAUAGCCAGCACUCUUGUAGAUAUGUAUUCAAAGUGCGGAAAUAUGCAGGAUUCCAGACUAAUGUUUGAGAAGGUACCUAAGAAGGAUUAUGUGACUUGGAGUGCUAUGAUUUGUGCAUAUGCAUACCAUGGUCUUGGAGAAGAAGCCAUUAAAUUAUUUGAGGAUAUGCAGCUUUUUAAUGUGAAACCGAAUCAUACAAUUUUUAUUUCAGUCCUCAGAGCUUGUGCGCAUAUGGGUUAUGUGGACAGAGGGCUGCAUUACUUCCAGAAAAUGCAAAACUACUAUGGUUUAGACCCACGGAUGGAGCAUUAUUCAUGUAUGGUAGAUCUUCUGGGGAGGUCCGGACAAGUAAACGAAGCAUUGAAGCUUAUUCAAAGCAUGCCUUUUGAAGCUGAUGAUGUAAUUUGGAGAACUUUGCUUAGCAAUUGCAAGAUGCAAGGGAAUAUAGAAGUCGCAGAAGCAGCAGCCAGUUCUUUAUUGCGGCUGGACCCCCAAGAUUCUUCUGCGUAUGUCCUUUUAUCUAAUUUCUAUGCUAUUGUGGGGAUGUGGGGUGAGGUUGCAAAAAUAAGAAAUAUAAUGAAGAAUUAUAAACUAAAGAAGGAGCCUGGUUGUAGCUGGAUUGAAGUAAGAAAUGAGGUACAUGCGUUUCUUGUGGGGGACAAGGCACAUCCAAGAUCUGAAGAGAUAUAUGAGCAAACUCGUCUACUUGUGGAUGAGAUGAAGUGGGAUGGAUAUGUUCCAGAAAUUGAUUUCAUGGUUGAUGAGGAGCCAGAAGAACAAGAUUCUUAUGAGGGUUCACAGUCACAGAACAGCAAUUAGUUGUAGUGUGAGGUAAUGUAGAAAAGAUUUUGAUCCCUGCCUACAAUAGCUUGAUGGAUAUUUCUACACUUCUAUGUGGUUAUAAAGUUUUGGAAGAGGAAAAGAAAUUGCCAAAGUUUGAAGAUAAACUUAAAUCCAAGCAGGAAGGAGUUUAUAGGCAAUGCAAUAGAAAAUUCAAAACUGAAAUUUAGUUGCUUGAAGGGAAUCCAGGGAAGUUAUAAGGUAAGAUUUUGUUUAUUAUUUGUAGCUCUUUAGUUUCUGCCUGUAAUGCUUCUAAUGGCUGCUAUCGCAUAUGAAUUGUGUUGGUCUAUUGACAAGCUUCUAUGUGCUUUUUUUUAUUUUUGUUAUGAACCAUAGGUUUUGCUGAUGUUCUAAAAGACUAAAACAACAUGAAAAUUUGCCUAUUUUCUCUAUGUUAUCAAGCUGACCACCAAGACUGCAAUUUUUGAUACUUUAGCAUAUUGUAUUUAAGCCCUCAUUCUCAUGGAAUGCUAGAAUUUUACUCAGCCAUUUCUUGGGUGGACCAUUACCUGGUGAUAAAGAAACCACCAUAGUGAUGUUUCUACAGGUUCAAUUUGUUUAGUACUACCUCACUCAAGACAGAAAAUAGAGAUUCAUUGAAGUAAGAACUUUAUUUGGAGAAUGAGAUGUUUGUCCAUGUGCUGUUGCCCCUGAAUAUCUACAAAUUACAUUCUUGUGUUGAUUGAGGAUCAUGUCCUGGAUCCCUAACUCUUGAAGGAAGAAUAAAGUUUGCAAUGCACUGUUCCUUGCUGGAUCAUUAUAAUUUCUCAAAUUCCAGCACCAAUUGUACAUAUUUUCUUAAAAAAGAAAUGUGUAAUUUAUCUGUUGAGACAUCAAAAUUUUAUCUGUGUAAACUAAUACAUGUGGUGUUUCCUGAAAACCCUACAAAAUCUAAUUCAGUUAACGUGAUUUCCCUUAAAUAUUGUAUUGAGAAAUAUAUCUCGAAUUCACCUUUUGAGGAAAAAUAAUGUCACUUUAAAAUUAA
Molecule: messenger RNA, 5399 nt
Organism: Arachis stenosperma
Lineage: Eukaryota; Viridiplantae; Streptophyta; Magnoliopsida; Fabales; Fabaceae
Product: pentatricopeptide repeat-containing protein At3g02330, mitochondrial
Exons: 2
Coding region: 1841-4393 (850 amino acids)
Biological process (GO): RNA modification
Molecular function (GO): RNA binding; protein binding
Source: RefSeq, a predicted model, not a curated record